ACUGUCACUGCACAGCUAUGUAGGGCGAUUUGAAUUGUACGCCCAGGAUGUUCAAAAACACUUCUAAAAGUUCCUAAUCUGACAGCUGCUGUGAAGUUACUGCUACGAAGGGGUAACAAACUACCCCCUAAAAUUACGCUGCACUUUUUUUCUCAGCACACCGGAGAGGAUUCAUAUUUGACAGACACACGGAACUGACGUUUCGCUUUCUUUUAUUCCACUCGGACGUAUUUAUAAUCCGCACAAAAGAAACGUCCCCUUGCCAAGUAUGUCUGAUACGCAGCUGUUACGAUGACCGGAGCAUAAAUAACCUCUUUUGUUGUAUUGCACAUUGUCAAUCGUAGUGGAAGUACGCAGGGUUUUGUAUCGGGGGUGUGAAUACUGUGAUUAUGGAGUCGGGACGGCGGAGAGGUAUGAGCAGUGUCAUGUCAUCUCUGUCUCUGCUCUGUGUGCUCCUAGACCUGCAGUUGGACGGUGUGUUAGGAGCCACACCUGUUGAGAUUGAGCAUCAUUUGGAAAUGGGUCGUAAGCUGCUGGCAGCGGGACAGCUUGCUGAAGCCCUGUCUCACUAUCACUCAGCUGUUGAGGGCGACUCAAAAAAUUACCUGACAUACUACAAACGUGCCGCUGUUUUCUUGGCAAUGGGCAAGUCCAAAUCAGCACUGCCAGACCUGACACAGGCAAUACAGCUCAAGCCAGACUUCCUAGCUGCCAGAUUGCAGAGGGGUAAUAUUCUGCUGAAGCAGGGAAGCACCCAAGAGGCUAGAGAAGACUUUCAAGCAGUACUUAAACGUUCCCCAGACAAUGAGGAAGCUCAUGAUCAACUUCACAAGAUCGAUGAGCUAGAAUUACUCCAGGAAGAGGCACAAGAAGCCCAUCACCGUGGCGACUAUGUCACUACUGUCCAGGUGCUGGAGAGGGUCAUAGAGGUCUCUCCUUGGGACCCGGAGUCUCGAGAGCUCAGGGCAGAGUGUUACAUCCGGCUCGGGGAGCCACGAAAGGCCAUUAUGGACUUAACUCCAGCAACACGUCUCCGUGCAGACAACCGAGCAGCUUACCUGAAACUUAGUCAGCUCCACUACAGUCUAGGCGAUCAUCAUGACUCUCUUAAUCAGGUCCGAGAGUGUCUUAAGCUGGAUCAGGAUGAUAAGGAGUGUUUUGCCCACUACAAACAAGUUAAGAAGCUUAGCAAGCAUCUGGACUCUGCAGAGGAACUGAUCUCAGAACAGAGGUAUCAGGAAGCCAUUGAAAAGUAUGAGUCAGUGAUGAGUACAGAGCCAAAAGUUCAGUUCUAUAGUAAUAAGGCAAGAGAGAGGAUCUGCUUCUGCUUAGUCAAAAUGAAGAGUGGUGAGGAGGCUGUAGAUAUAUGUUCAGAAGCUCACCAGAGAGAACCUCAGAAUAUCCACAUCCUCCGGGAUAGAGCGGAGGCCUACAUCCUACUGCAGGAAUAUGAGAAAGCUGUGGAGGACUAUCAGGAGGCUCGGGAGUUUGAUCAAGACAACCAGGAGCUUCGUGAAGGUCUUGAUCGAGCACAGAAGCUCCUCAAACUCUCUCGCAAGAGGGAUUAUUACAAGAUCCUGGGAGUGAGCAGGAGUGCCAACAAACAGGAAAUAAUAAAAGCUUAUAGAAAACUGGCUCAGCAGUGGCAUCCUGAUAAUUUCCAGUCUGAAGCAGAAAAGAAAGAAGCAGAGAAAAAGUUUAUUGAUAUCGCCUCGGCAAAGGAGGUGCUUACAGAUCCAGAAAUGCGUCAGAAGUUUGAUUCAGGAGAGGAUCCUUUAGACCCAGAGAAUCAGCAGGGUGGAGGAGGGGGAGGAGGCAGAGAAUGGCCCUUUGGCUUCAACCCCUUUGAGGGUGGAAACUACCACUUCAAGUUCCAUUACAACUGAUAAGAGAGUGACUGAUGCCGAUAAUAGACAAUGAUUCAGAUUAACUUGGACACCUGUUAUAUGAAGCAUAACUAGAGAAGGUGCUUGCUAUCCUAACUGGACUGUGGUGGAACCUGAGACUUGAAUCCACAGACUUCCUAUGGAGAAUUUACUUGAUUGGGCAAACUCCAUCUGUUUGGUGUUUGAUUUCCCCUUCUUAUAGACUUCAAAUUUGAGCUGAAGGUUUUAGCUCAAUAUUUGAUCUUUUUUGGAUGUAUGUGCCAUCUUUCUUAUUACUUCUCCUUCAUGCUGUGCAGAUUUUCUUUCUUUUUUCAUUUUCUGCUGCUUAUGUAUGAUUUCUCUAAAUGACAGUACAGAAUUUAGAGUUCUAGGUGUCCCUGACACCUUUAGGUCCUAUUUGAAUUUAAAGGGAUUGUUUUCCCAAAAAAUGCAAAUAUUGCAUUCAUUUGCUCACUCUCAUGGUGUUCUGAGUAACACAAAUGAAAAUGUUAGGCAUAUGUUAGUGACUGACAGUCACCAUUGAAUGGGCUAGACUUAUUGUGUUGAAUGAAAAUAAGAGCAGCGUCAACACUUAAAGUUGUUGGUGUUUUUUGAAAAAAAAGUCCUUUGAAACAGCAUGAGGGUGUUGAAGUAAAACAAACAAACAAAAAAACAGUUUAGGUGAAAUUGUCCUUUAAUGAUCUCCAGACUUACCUGGUUGGAAUAGUUAAAACAUUUUUGGCAAAGAAAAAUAUGUGACCCUGGACAACAAAACCAGUCUUUUGGGUCAAUUUUUCGAAAUUGAGAUUUUUACAUAAUCUGAAAGAUGAAUUAAUAAACUUUCUAUAGAUUUAUGAGUUGUUAGAAUAGGACAAUAUCUGGCUGAGAUAUAACCAUUUAAAACUCUGGAAUCUGAGAGCGCAAAAAAAUCAAAAUAUUGAGAAAAUUGCCUUUGAAAUUGUUAAUCAGGGGCACUGUGGCAGACUAUCCACUCACAAAAAUAAAGUUUUUAUAUAUUUAAGGUAGGAAAUUUACAAAAUAUCUUCAUGGAACAUGAUCUUUACUUAAUAUCCUAAUGAUUUUUGGCAUAAAAGAAAAAUCGAUAAUUUUGACCCACACAAUGUAUUUUUGACUUUUACUAAAAAUGUUCCCGUUCUACUUAAGACUGGUUUUGUGAUCCAGGGUCACAUAUAACCAUAAACUCCACACAAUUCCUCUGUAUUCUGAGAAUACUGAAGAGUCACUGCCUGACCCCUUUGAUUUAACACACAAUUAAAGUGUUAUACCAGAAUCUUAGAUUAUAGUUUCAAAAUACUUGUGAACCUUUACAGAACUUGUGUAAACGUUACAAGUUAGUCCGUAUGCACUUUUUAAGUUAAAUGUCAAUCAACUAGCCUAUUACAAGUAAUUGGACAUUUUAUUGUUUGUUUUUUGGAAGAUUUGAAACGGCUACUAUGAUUAAAGUUUUCUUUGAAGUUG
Molecule: messenger RNA, 3344 nt
Organism: Triplophysa rosa
Lineage: Eukaryota; Metazoa; Chordata; Actinopteri; Cypriniformes; Nemacheilidae
Gene: dnajc3b
Product: DnaJ (Hsp40) homolog, subfamily C, member 3b
Exons: 12
Coding region: 390-1886 (498 amino acids)
Biological process (GO): protein folding in endoplasmic reticulum
Cellular component (GO): endoplasmic reticulum
Molecular function (GO): misfolded protein binding; protein-folding chaperone binding
Source: RefSeq, a predicted model, not a curated record